AUGCCACCGCAGAAGAGUUUAAUUGCCGAAUUGUUGAAGAAACAAACGAAAGUGGAACACGAAUUAUCAGUGGAUCCACACGCACAGGAAAGUUCCUACUAUAAUCUUGACCUGCACGUUGGCGAUGAGAUUCGAUUGCCACAAUCAACUAAUACUACUUUUUCAAGUACCAGUGACCAAUUCUCCCCAACUUGUGCAGAAAACACUCAAAAAGCAGCAACUUCCAAUUAUGCUACUUCGGCAAACCAUCAGUAUAAUACAUAUGAAAGGACCAUCUAUCACUGUCCGCUAAGCAAUACAAACAUAUUUUCCGAAUUUCUGGAACUCAGUGAUUCUGGUUCUGCAGAGCUACCCACUGGUGGUUCUCGUGAUUCUCUGAACUCGCAUAACGCAUUCGAAAUUUUUGCAUGGAAUCAAAAAAAGAAAUGGGAGAAUCCCGGGGAAACAAACACAUAUGGAAUUGCAAGUGAAUAUUGCUACUGUUCGAACAAUAGCCAAGCCUACUGA
Molecule: messenger RNA, 507 nt
Organism: Brugia pahangi
Lineage: Eukaryota; Metazoa; Nematoda; Chromadorea; Rhabditida; Onchocercidae
Source: the annotation of a GenBank genome assembly